AUAUAAAAAGGUCCAAAGAUCUAGUUUAGGUAUAGUUGAAUUUAAUACAUCGCUAGAAAAUGUUCACCAAAGUAUUUGCCGUUGUUGCCUUUGCAGCUGUAGCUCAAGCUGGCUACGUCGACUAUGGGCAUGCUUCAGCUUAUUCUUCAGUAUCAGCCCCUGUAGCCUCAUACGCCGCUCCAUCCAUCCCUCUUCCUUACUCUCAAGGGCCCGCUUAUGACAGCAAAGACUACUACGCUCCUCCCAAGUACGAAUUCAACUACGGAGUUCAAGACCCCCAUACUGGAGACCACAAGAGUCAGCACGAGAUCCGUGAUGGAGAUGUCGUUAAGGGCUCUUACAGCGUAGCUGAAGCUGAUGGAACUUUGAGGACUGUCCACUACACUGCUGAUGACCACAAUGGAUUUAAUGCAGUAGUUGAAAGGUCUGGACACCCUGUUCAGCCUGCUCAUGUUCCAGCACCCGCUAAGCUCGUAGUAGCUGCUCCUGUUCAGUAUAAAUAUGCUGCACCUGCUGCACCCCAAUAUUACCACCACUAAAUAGCUGUGAUUGGGUGGUUUCACAUUGAAAAUACAGAUUUUGCCAUAAUAUUCCUCAAAUUUUGUAAGGAAGGUUUGAAGCAUGGAUUCUCUUAUUGUAGGUGUAGUUAAUUUAUUGCAAAUAAAAGUUUAAUUGAUAA
Dendroctonus ponderosae (mountain pine beetle) is the source of this 679-nucleotide messenger RNA. RefSeq names its product cuticle protein 19-like. Gene Ontology annotation, cellular component: extracellular matrix. The transcript is spliced from 2 exons. The coding region runs from base 60 to 539 and encodes 159 amino acids. The record is from RefSeq and is a predicted model, not a curated record. Lineage: Eukaryota; Metazoa; Arthropoda; Insecta; Coleoptera; Curculionidae.